UUUGAAAGUACCAGGGGUUGCACAUCCUCUCUAUGUACUUGUUAGCUGGUGCUAUUGCUUCGGCGUUAUUUCUCCGACAAGCUGGGGGAGAGGCGCAGGGAGCGCAGGAUCUUAACGAUGAUGUGUUAGCAGGAGACAGCGGGGAACUCCCCUGUCGGAGAAAAUUCAUUAGAGUCCUCUACAUGACCAAAGAAACGAGACCGGCAACGAGAAACGUAAACGUAACAGUCAUGCAAUUUAAGUAUAGACGAAUUUGAGCGAAGGCUUCUUCUUCAAGGUUACUCCGCUUGAAGACGCCCUGCACUCCCCGUGUCGCAGAUCAGCUGGCAUACGUUGGUUGAUCCUCACCGGUACCGACCAUGUCUGUGGAAGAGCAAGGUUACCCCGAGGCUGUGCAGUUGCUGGAGGCCGGGCCGGAGUGGAUGCGGGCCGAGAUCGAGCGUCUCUCCCGGGAGCUGAGUGAUACGACGAACGAGAAGAUCCAGGCGGCGGAGUACGGGCUUGCGGUACUGGAGGAGAAGCAGCAGCUCAAACAGCAGUACGAUGACCUGGAGAUGGACUACGAGGCCAUCCGGCAGGAGCUCGAUCAGCUGAAGGAGGCCUUUGGACAAGCUCACUCCAACCACAAGAAGGUUGCAGCAGAUGGGGAGAGCCGUGAGGAGUCUCUUAUCCAGGAGUCGGCCUCUAAGGAGGCCUUCUAUGAGCAGAGGGUCCUGGAGCUGCAGACUGAGCUCCGUCAGACGCGCAACAUCCUCACCAACACCCAGUCUGAGAAUGAACGUCUGAACACCAUCUACCAAGAGAUGAGAGAGAACAGUCAGAUGGUGGAGCUCCAGAGGAAUCAGCUGCGGGAUGACAUCAAGGAGUACAAGUUCCGGGAGGCUCGUCUGCUGCAGGACUACACCGAGCUGGAGGAGGAGAACAUCUCGCUGCAGAAGCAGGUGUCCAUGCUCAAACAGAGCCAGGUGGAGUUUGAGGGAUUGAAACAUGAGAUUCGUCGUCUGGAGGAGGAUACUCAGUUCCUAAACAGUCAGCUGGAGGAUGCCAUCCGCCUAAAAGAGAUCGCUGAGCGGCAGCUGGGCGAGGCCCUGGAGACAAUCAAGACUGAGCGUGAGCUGAAGGCUUCCCUGAGGAAAGAGCUGUCCCACUACAUGAGCAUUGGAGACACCCUAUACCACAGCCCACUUAGCAUCUCUCUGGAUGGUCUCAAGUUCAGCGAUGAUGCCGCCACUGAACCUAACAACGACGAGGCUCUACACGGAUAUGAGAAUGGCUUCACCAAACUGGUCAAUGCCAUCACUGAUGACAACCGCAUCGCCACACCCAACAAGGAAGAACUGUUCUGCCCUGCGCCCAGCCUUGUGGACGACCUGCUGAGCGAACUGAACAUCUCAGAGAUCCAGAAGCUCAAACAGCAGCUGAUGCAGAUGGAGCGUGAGAAGGUCAGCCUGCUGUCCAACCUUCAGGACUCCCAGAAACAGCUAGAGCAGGCUAAUGGUGCUCUGUCAGAGCAUCAGGAGAAGGUCAGCCGCCUUACAGAGAACCUCAACGCCAUCCGCAAGCUCCAAGCCAGCAAGGAGCACCAGUCUGCCUUGGACAAUGAGAAAGAACGUGAUAGCCAUGAAGAUGGAGACUAUUAUGAGGUGGACAUCAAUGGACCUGAAAUCCUGGAGUGCAAGUACAAGGUUGCUGUGUCAGAGGCAGGAGAGCUGAAGGAGGAACUGAAGACUCUGAAAGCAGAAUACCAGACCUGUCAAUCACGUUACGAAGAGGAGCGCACCCGUCUAGAGAGUGAUGUCACAACACUGGGAGAGAAGCUGGCGACUUUGGAGAAGACAAGCCAGACAGACAGAGAAGUGAAGGCUAAGCUAGAGAAGGAACUGCGCAAGUUAAGCGACGUGGCAGGUGAGUCCCAAGGCAGCUUGAGCGUGGCACAGGAUGAGUUAGUCACCUUCAGUGAAGAACUGGCCACCCUGUACAACCACGUGUGCAUGUGCAACAAUGAAACACCCAACCGUGUCAUGCUCGACUUCUACAAGGAGGGCAAGGGUGGUCGUAGCAGCCCAGAGGGUCGUGGCCGCCGCUCUCCCAUUUUGAUCACCAAGGGCCUCUUCCCUGAGCAUGGUAAGACCGACCUAAGCGACGGAGUACCUUCACCAGUCUCCUCCCUGCCUUCUCCUGUGUCUGAUCACCGCCGUGAGCCCAUGAACAUCUACAAUCUAGUGGCCAUCAUCAGAGACCAGAUCAAGCACCUGCAGCUGGCUGUGGACCGCACCACCGAACUGUCGCGCCAGAGGGUGGCCUCUCUGGAGCUCGGCACCGUGGCCGACAAGGACAAGGAAGCCUGCAUGGAGGAGAUUCUCAAAUUAAAGUCCCUCCUCAGCACCAAGAGGGAACAGAUUGCGACCCUGAGGACUGUCCUCAAGGCCAACAAGCAGACGGCUGAAGUUGCUCUGGCCAAUCUGAAGAGCAAGUAUGAGAACGAGAAGGCCAUGGUGACAGAGACCAUGAUGAAACUGAGGAAUGAGCUCAAAGCCCUGAAGGAAGACGCUGCGACCUUUUCCUCACUUCGAGCCAUGUUUGCCACACGUUGUGACGAAUACGUCACCCAGUUGGAUGAGAUGCAGAGGCAGCUGACCGCAGCCGAGGAUGAGAAGAAGACCCUCAACUCACUGCUGCGGAUGGCUAUCCAGCAGAAACUGGCCCUGACACAGCGUCUGGAGGACCUGGAGUUUGACCACGAGCAGACCCGCCGGGGAGGCAACGCCGGCCGAGCUAAGACCCGCAGCAAGGCUGCCAGCAGCACCACCAACAACCCCCAUGUAAGUCAGAGUCUCACCUGCUCUGGCUCCGGCCAACCAGAGCACAACAAUGCUCUGCCCAGUGGCAUUCUGGGAGGCCCAGUGGUCUUCUGCAGUGAGAAGUACAAGAUCUACUGUGACUGAAGCGGCUGAGGAGUCCGCAAGGGACUGCUGUGUACAGAGGGGAGGGGUCUUACAGGCCAAACCCUCCCUGUUUAGUGUUAAAGAGCCCCACUUGCUCGCUUAGCUCCCUGGCCAGUCUGCGCUCCUUUAGGGACUGCUGUGUGACUAACCGGCCGCUCUCGUGUGCUAGUGUAAAUGCUUAGGGGAAUGCAGAUGUAUGUACAGUGUGCACUAGACGUUUGGACUGUAGUAGACAUAUAUGGUAUGUGGGUUAUUGGGCCCUGGUUACAUUGAGGGUUUUGUGGAUAUUAUGGAGUGUCUAUUCUUUCCGCUGUCAUGGUGCUGUACGUAUAAUGUAAAAGGUGGCAGCUUCUGUGUGUGUGUGUUCUGGUCCCCUGAGUGUAUUGCCUGGUAACAGUUACACAUUGUAGAGGUGGGGACUUGUAAAGAGGAUGUCACCCUGAUGGUCUUGUGACUAAAUAUGACAUCCUCUGCUCUUCGGCUCUUCUGUCGGCAUUGGUGCUCCUUUUAAACAAUAAAAGCCCCCUUCUCUCCCCUGCCAGGUUGGUCAUGGGGGUCCAGCAGCCCACUGUCUAAUCAGGUUACUUCUAAAUGUUUACAAGAAGAAAAAGUGUCUAAAAUAUGCAAACUCCCUCUGCUUUCUUGCUAGGGGAGCACAGUGUGAUUCUACACAGAAAUUCAAAAACCCAUAGGUGGGUUGAUGGUUUUAUGAUGUAAUUGUCUGGGCAGAAAAGGAGCACCUGUGACCACAGGUGUUUACUUCAGGGUCAUUUCAAAGCUGUGAUGCUAGCACACCAAUACAAUAGGAUCAGUAGAACCGCAUGGCUUUGCAGCUGAAAACGCUUAUGAGCUUUUUAACUGUUUUUCUGUUGUGAGGUGGGUGGUACAAGACAAAGUCGUGUACUGCAGGGCUCUACAUUGUAAAGAGAGGAGUUACUUGGUGUCUGGUGAAAUACAGCAGGGCUAUCUAUUCCAUGUGACCCGUUCUGUUGCGAUGGAUCCUUUCAGAGCCAUAUUAUGAGAAAGAAAGAAAGAAAGAAAGUUUGACAAAUCGAUCUCUAUACCCAAAUUAAGUGCACUUCAGCAUAGGUGCCUCAGGUUCCUACUUAUGCUAAAAUGGAUCAGAUGAUUACUGUGAACAGAGAUACAAUAUAGUUUUGAUCAAAGACAAUUUUUUUUCAAAUAUGGAGUGUGAAUCCUAAAAGAGCACAACUCAAAAAGGCACCCACAUCUGGACAACAAAUCUGCAAACCACUUGGCAAAAGUGCCUGUCAGCUCAAACAUUUGAUCCAUCUGUUGAUGUAAAGCCCUGUCCUUGUGUCUCAUCUUGAGGUAACACUGUUCCUUUCCUUCCUCCACCCCCCAAUCCUCUAUUUUUAUGAGAUUACUCAUAGCAUUCCAAUAAUUUCUCUGUGGAUAUGUGGCUGAAAACCCUUUCCUCGUGUCUCUAAUCUGUUUCUUGUCACUCUGUCACCAUAAUGACCUUCUCUCUUGUAGAUUGUCAGCAGCUUGCUCCCUCAGCAUCACCACUCACCCUUUAACUAGAAUAAGGAAUUGUGGGGAAAAUUGCCCUCUGAAUAUUUUUGUCAGGUAACGUCCUCACGUAUGUUGUAUUCCUGAUGGAUUUUUUUUUGUUUUGCCUGUGUGUGCAUAUCAGUGUUGAAAUGAAGGGCCCUCAUGUGUGUAUAGCAUUUUUAACCUUUGAAAAUGGAGGGUCUCUCAUUUCCUUUUCUUUGUUGUUUGGUGCGUGAGGACAAGUUUUAAUAUCCACAAUAGCUUUAACCCCUUGCAAGCUAGCAUUACGCAAAUAGGAAAAAAUAUAAGUGGGGCUUGUGUUUAAUAAAUCCAUGUACUGCUUGUGGAACAUAGACACAUUAGUUUUCUGAUGCUAAAAGCAGGGUUGAUGUGAGGAAGUCUUGCAAGAUUGAUCAAAUUAUGCAUUUACUACUCCUACUAAGCUAUAUAUCGUAUUCCAUAUUCUUGAUAUGAUCAUUGUUCAGGUUAUAAUCUUGCAGGAUCCUACUACAGUAUUCCUUCCUCUCAAAUAGAGGGAGCUCAUUUGUUCCUUGGAAAUGGAACGUCAGCUGUCAACCCUGCUUGAGUGUGCAUCCAUAAGCCACAGCACAUAGCAUGGAGACAUGGCUGUCGUACACAUUAAGGAAAAAGGACAAAAAAAAGCAACCUCCUUAGAGGUUAAUCACUCUUACUUUUGGGAUUAAAUUAAUUAAUUUCCAAGUGUGCUAUAUUCAGUUUGUAUCUGUUUGUGCUGAUGUAGAAAAGGUUAGAGGAGUAGAGGGGGGUGAACUCCUCAUGUUGUAAACCAGCUCCUGAGAGAGGAGAUAAGAAAGCGAGACAUGCUGGUGAAGAAAGCCAGAUGUCUGGCUGACACUGGCUCUGACACUGUGGAGAAAUGAGUCCAGGGGUUUCCUGUGGGAGAAACCCCUGGUAACAUUUGGGUUGGGGGGGGGAAUGACUGGUUGUUCAGUCAACCAGAGGACAUUGAUUCAAAUUAGUUGAGCCCCUAGCCCUUCUCCUGUAUAGGCUCUGUGGAUUAAAUAGACCCCAGGAUGUGAUUGUGACUCUAACCCCUCACCUUUGAUACUGUAGGUGAAUCCCUACUUUGCUCCAUGUAGUUUGAAAUCAAUGUCUGGCUUAUCAGGUGUCAUAACAGCGUGCCACCUAAAAAGCUCCUCCUACCUCUGCUUGCAGGCGUCUCCCGCUCCACCUUUAAGUUUUACUAAGCACAAUGCAUCUAGUAAGCCUGCAUGUCAAAAACCAUAACCUGUUUUUCAUUAACUUGCAUGGCAUAUGAGAAAGACCCAUCUCCUUUGACUGGCGGGUUGAGGCUUCAGUUCUGUCCUAUGAAUGAAAGGUCCUGGUACUCGUGAGUCACUGGUUUCCUAACUGCACCCGCAGGAUACCUUGUGGUGAGCAUGCUUCCACAUCAGCUCCUCUGUAACAUAUUGGCAAUGUUGGUUUGACAGGAAGGCUCCUGACAUGCACAACACCAGCUGCCUCGGGGCUUCUAACAUUGGCUUCUGCUGCUUUCACUAAUUACAACCGCCGUCUACUUUGUCUGUGUGGACUGACCAUGUUAACAGUGGCUCUAAACAGACCGACAGUGUUGAUGCUGAUCAUUUCUUUGUUUCUCCAUUUUGCAGUAAAUUACAGUAGCUCUGCACGGAUGACGAAGUACCGACACAAGGUCCAUUCUCACAGCUGAAUGAGUUCGUCGAAAAGUGUUAGCACUGUAGGCUAUUUGGACUUGGACAAGUGAAAAUGCUAAAGAAAAUCACUGAUUUUAAAGUCAAAUCAACUGACCUUCCUUUUCCUGUUGAACACUAAAAUGUGACGUAGAUUAGAGAUGCACUUGGUUUUGCGUGCUACUGCUGGAAGCCAGUUUCUCACAAGUUCAGUGAACUGACCGGGGUUUGUGAUUGGCUGAUCGAACCCUCCGAUGAAAAGCCAGGGGACAUGGCGUUGUAUCUCAGUGUAAAUCAACAAACAGUUUUGUUUGGUUUCAUCUUUUUUAUUUUAGUUUGUUGUUUUCUUAAUCUGUGCACUUUCAUUAUAUAGGAUUAUAACAGACUUUUAUUAACCUAUAGGAAAACAUGGUAGUACUAUGGUUUGUGAAUUAUUCAGUAUAGGUUAUGAGACUAUAGAAUUAUAUGCCCUCCUGAAUUAUCUGAUUUUAAAGGGACUGUUUACUCUAGUAAAGGCUCCACAAACCAUAGACCUACUAUUAUGACUUUAUUUUCAAGAUUUUAUCCAUCAAAUAAUCUUUUUUAACAUGUUUUGUUCAUAUGUUAUGCUGUUUUCGGUUGUUUGUUCAACUGCCAUGUUCUACAAAAAAUCCAGGGUGAUCAAAUUCUGGGGUUUUUCAUGUAUUUAUUAUUCCUAGGAAUAGUUCAAAAUAACAGUGAAACUUGACAACGCUCUGAUUCAAAUAGGUAAGUUGUGUUUUGGGAAAAAUUUGAGUGACGCAAUGUGCUUUUCCUAGCUUCUUACCGAGGGCGUUCCACUGAAACGGGAUCACUGACUUUCAGAAUUCUCUGCAAGUGCGACGAUUAAAUUCCAAAUUGGAAUGGUUUCAUUCUCUCUUUGUUUAUCGUGCCAAAUCUUGGUGCACUGUUUGGAUCGAAAAGAAUCAAGACUCGGAAAGAAGACAAGCUGUCAGUGAGAACGGCGUAGUUCAGGCCAUGGCUCUCCGCAAGCGCCGGGGUUUUGUUUUUGGUUUGUUUAGUUCUUCGUUUCUGACCAGUAGUGCCUUUCAUUGUUUCAAGGGAGAAUCUUAGACUAGUGUGUUAUGGUUUCUUUUUAGAUAGGUGAGGACUUUUGGUUCAAAAUGACUGUGAGCAGCAAUAAGUGCAAAGGGAAUUUCUUCCUUUUCUGCAUGAGUGAGAUGAUAGUUUUGAAAUUAGCUCAAUCAAGCUGAUAUUGUAUUGAAUUCUGUAGGUCAGUGAUCCGCUCAAUAACUUCAGGGGUAUUAAUAAAAGGUUGUGUUUUUUUUAAAUCAAACAUUGGGAACCAAAAGCAAUCCCUUUGGCCUCCUGCUAUCGAACAAAAUGCUCCAAGCACCUAUAUUGUGUUGGGGUAGAUCAGUGUACUAUUGGAAACAUCUACGUAUCUCUUGCUUUGUUUGGUGAAGGUAAUGUGAUAUCAAUAGUAUUGUUGAAAAAUGUGCAGAGAGCGCAUUAUAUCUUUUUCUUUGUCCAGUUUGAGUUUUUGUUGGUUGUUUUUUUUAUUGUCUUUUUUUUUUUUACUUCAUCUUUGAACAUUAUGUUUUCAGGAAACAGAAAACAAAAUAAGCAUCAACAAGCUUGAGUCGUGCCAUUAUAGCCAGUGCUUGUUUGUUGAGGCAUUAAAGUUACCAAUACGGACGAGUAGCUAAAAACUAAAGUGCAAUUCAGAUGCUUUUUUCUUACAUUUGAAAAAAGAAGUUUUCUGUUUGCUGGAAGCAAUAGUAUUGUGAUAAUAAAAUUAGCUGUGCAAACUUUAUAUUGUUAUGUUGUGUUUCAGUAUUGACCCAUAAUGAGAGUUUGAUAUCUUUAUAAGAAAUAACUUCACUUGUAUGUUGGUAUUUAUUUGAAUUGCCAUGCAGUACUGUAUUCUUAUCAAUAAUGUGCAUUAUGAUUAGUGGCAUAUUGAUUACAGCUAAACAUCAUAUGCAUGUUUCUCAGCCAUGGGACCUUUACACAGAAUUGAAAACAAACAUGUCAACUUUUUUCCGGGGUAUUAAAAAACACAGGGGAGUUAAAUCUGAUGUAUUACUGCUGAACUAAACUAUGAAAGUGUUUUGUUUGUUUUCUAGUAGAGACGGGGUGCGUCUGUGUAAAGGUAGUCAUACUGGCUAAAAUCAAUAAAUGUGACUUAAGCUCCAA
Molecule: messenger RNA, 8326 nt
Organism: Monopterus albus (swamp eel)
Lineage: Eukaryota; Metazoa; Chordata; Actinopteri; Synbranchiformes; Synbranchidae
Product: protein bicaudal D homolog 2
Exons: 10
Coding region: 360-2945 (861 amino acids)
Biological process (GO): protein localization to organelle; microtubule anchoring at microtubule organizing center; regulation of microtubule cytoskeleton organization
Cellular component (GO): cytosol; Golgi apparatus
Molecular function (GO): dynactin binding; cytoskeletal adaptor activity; dynein complex binding
Source: RefSeq, a predicted model, not a curated record